Messenger RNA from Macadamia integrifolia, 6487 nucleotides. RefSeq lists its product as uncharacterized. The record is from RefSeq and is a predicted model, not a curated record. Gene Ontology annotation, molecular function: glycosyltransferase activity. The coding region runs from base 227 to 5770 and encodes 1847 amino acids. The transcript is spliced from 18 exons. Lineage: Eukaryota; Viridiplantae; Streptophyta; Magnoliopsida; Proteales; Proteaceae.
AACGAGGAAUCGAGGAGUUAGCAAAGAGUCGAGACUGAUUCCAAUCAAGGGCAUCGCCGCGUAGUCGUAGCUCUGUUCCUUCGUUAUUCUCUCUCUCUGCAUCGGAGGGGUCGCUCCUAAUUAUCUCCAGCGGACAGAUACCGUCACCGCCUCCAAUUUGUUGCCGUCAUCUGGGAAGUCGGAAGCGGAACACCCAAACCCUUCCGCAGGGAAGAUAUCAUCCAAGAUGGAUGCCCUUCAACAGCAUCACAGGUUCAUGAGAGCACCACCACCACCACCACCUCCACCACAACAACAAACACCUCCAAUGGCCGAUCCUCAGCUGAGACCAUCACCGCCUCAAGGAACUUGGUAUUCUUCGCAGUUUCAGUACCACACAUCGCAAGUUCUUCCUCCUCCACCACAACAGACGCCAUGGGUUACUCAUUCCGACCAUCACCACAUUCCUUCUGCUUACCCUUUGCAACCCCAUCAACACGCCGGACCGGGUUAUCUUUCUGCGCAUCCCCAUAACAAUCAGUACCUUCCCCCUCCUCCUCGAAGCCACUUGCCUCCUCCUCCACCUCCUUCUCAUCUUCCUCAUUCCUAUCCUAACGCUUCUCAGGUCCCUCAGUCUUACCCUCCGUCCAACCAGACAUGGGGAAAUACGAGCUGGGCUCACCAUCAAGGUUGGGAAUAUUCAGACAGUAACAUUCCUCAUAGCAAUGAGCAAGACUGGGCUGCCAAGGCAAGAGAAUGGGCAGCUGCCAAAGCUGCCAUGGAAAAUCAGCAUUCACAGUCACAAUUUCCUCCAUCUGGAAGACUGGAAGAGCACAACAAUGUUUACCAUGAUCAGUAUCAACCGACUGUUGACCCUCAUUAUAUGGAAAUGCAACAGUCAUCACUUCCUGCAUGGAGCCAUCAACAGUUUCCUGUAUCUGGCACAAAUCUUCAUAGGUCCCCAGUAAAUCAUCUGCAGGAGUCGACAUCCUUUGGCUCUGGACAACCUUCUUAUGUUUCAGAUGGGCAUAUCUCAUAUACUACUAGAGAUGGAGCUUUGCUUUCAGAUUCAGAUCCUGUAUUUUCUCAUCAAGGGAGUGCUCCUACAGGCUCAUCCAUUUAUCAGCAGGAGGUACCUUCUAGUUAUUCUUCUGUACAAGGUAAAGAGGAGACUGCGGAACAAAUUGAGCAGGUGUAUCAGCAGUCACCUUUGCCCAAAUCAUCAGCUCAUGAGGGACAGCACCGUCUGCAGCCAAUCUUGCCGGCUAUAGGUAGAUCAUCUUCUGCAGAACACCCUAAUUUUACGUAUGAGAAUGAAAUUACUGAUGCUACAGCAGAUCCAAGUGAUCUGCCUCUGGAUUUUGCACCGAGGUUUACUCGUGAGAAUGAUCAACAUCCCCAAGCUGGUUACACGCAUCCUGAUCCAGCAGGACAUUUGGGCAGUGUGGAUCCUAUUGCUGCUGUGCCUUCUAUUCAUGCUUGGACUUUACCAGCUGCUACAGGAGUGGCAUAUCCUCCAGUUCCAUCAGGGGCACAGUUUGAACCUUCUUUUGUUGCACCUUCUGUUACUGGUCAUUCUGCACCAAUCUUUGGGAGAAUUCCUGGACCAAGCUUUCGGCCUCCCAUUUCAACUGUGGGUACUCCCUUUGGCCUUGGUGCUGGAGCUGCAGUUCAUCCUACAAGAGCCUUCCCUGGAGAUGCAAAUGGGGUUCUUAAUGUUUCUGAGCGCCCCAAAAAGGCUUCGGUACCCAAUUGGCUCAGAGAGGAAAUAAUUAAGAAGGCUGUUAUCCCUAGCUCUGUUCAAGAGCAUCCAGAAGAGGAUUCUUUUCAAUCUGUUGGUGAUGAAAGUGUUGACAGAUCUUACAAGAAAGGUGAUCAGGCAGACAACAGAAGUGUUGAUUCUUCUAGGUCAACUGAAGAUGAGGAUGAUGACGAGGAUGAUGUGGAAGCAGCAAGAACAGCUGCAAUCAAUCAGGAAAUAAAGCGCGUUUUGACUGAAGUUCUUUUGAAGGUCACUGAUGAGCUUUUCGACGAAAUUGCUACAAAAGUUCUCAGUGAAGAUGAUCUGUCAGUUGAAGUUGAUCAUGGCUAUUCCCCACAAAAUCAUAAGGUGUUAGCAUCUUCUCCAGUAGUUCCAAGCCUCAAGGCUUCCGCUAAAGGUCUAGUUCCAGUUAAGACCAAGGUAGCUGAAGCUGAUGAUGUUAGUGGAAAAUCUAUUUCCAGCUCUCCAGCUGAUGUAUUGGGUCUUGCAAGUUAUGCCUCUGAUGAUGAUGAUGAUGAUGAAAACCGAGGCUCCAUUGUGCCAUAUUCUAAACAAACAGAUUCACGUCUGCAAUUAACCAAUGGUAAGUUCGCAGAUGAUGUUCCGGACUCAGUAAAAAAUGGCAGUUCAAAAAUUGAAGGGCCCAUUGAAGGUCGAGCAAAUGUUGAGAGUGAUAAAAAUGGAACUAGACGACAUGGAGCCAUAGAGAAUGGACUGGGUGAAGGAUUGGAUCAUGAGAAUGAUGAAACCUCUGCUCUCAGGGUGGUAGGAGAAGAUAAGAUCAAUGCUGACGCUGAAAAGAUGGUGCAUUCAGAUGCUUUUGAGUCAAAGAAUGCUGUUGGAGAAGGAGAAACUAUAAAACCUGAGUUGUUGCCUGGAAACACUAAGUUUAAGAAGUCAGUGCCAGAUGAUUCUAAUGGUGGAGAAACCAGAAAAAAGUCGGACAAAAAUGGACAUGAUGGUGGUUCUGUGGGUAAAGACUUUGGUAAAGAGGGAGAAACCAAUAAAACCAGAACACAUGAGAGACAUCCUGAUUAUGCUAAUUCUAAGAGACGAGAUGAAAGGCAUGCAAGAAAGGAAAAGGCAGAUGACCGCAGUGCCUUGAAAGAGAGAGUUGAAGAUCGAGGUGCUAAGUCUGACAAAAAAACAAAGGAAUCUGAUUUGAGAAAAAGUUCUUCUCAUGUUGACAGCAAGGAUGACAGGAAAGAAACUGAGAAAACUAAAAGGCCAAGUGGUAAAGAAGAUAAUAAUAGGAAAAGAGAACGGGCAAGAGAUGAGAGGGGAGAUAGAUCAAGACUAAAAUCUGAAAGAGACUCUGGCAGGCAUAAGAAACAGCGUUCCUCCUCAGUUAGCAGUAGGGGUAGAAAUAGUAAGGACAAUUCAGCUGGUGCCCGUUGCAGUGAUUCAAGUGAUGAAGUUUCUGAAGGGUCUGGCCAAAGGAAGAUGCAUACAAAAAGACGCAGUUUGUCACCAUCACCUACGCGGUCUAGGAGGAGACAAGUUUCGCGGUCUCCACAUAGCAAGCAUUCUCAACGCAGGCAUUCCCCUUACUCUUCUCUCGAGAUCACCAGGUAUGCUGCCAAACAGUCUAGUUUUAGAUUGUAUUGCAAAAGUUUUGAGGCAUACACAUGCAUCAUAACAGUAAACACCUCAGGUGAAGAGCAUAAGAGUUCAGGAUAUAUGAUGGAAAUUUGUUUUGUUGAGACUUCAUUCUCAUUUUAUUGCAGGGGAAAGAGGUCGAGGUCCAAUUCUCCAGUCCGGAGAAGGAGAGUUUCUACUUUGAAUGAGAAUUGUCAGCAUGGUUUGCAGUUCCUGCCAGCGCAUUGUGAUUGUUUGAGAAGACUAGUUGCUUUGCGCCUCUUGAUGCUCUAUUUCAGUUUUUUUUGGAAUUUGGCAUUCGCCUCCACCAUGAAAGCUUCUUCUCUGCGCUACAACAAGGCAUUUCAGGUGGGUUUGUGGUUAGUUUGGCUAUCUGGGUUUCUCUUGAUUGCUCUCUCCCUCUUCGCUAUACAGAGGUUGCCUUCCCUGAGAGAUCAGAUUACAAAGCCCAAGCUGUAUCGGAAAGGUUUAAGAGAUGUGACAGGGCCCAGCAUAACUAUUUUCUCUGCUCCAAGCCCCUUUAUUGGAGGGGUUGGGGCGAGGCAGGUUCUAGCAGUUCGAUCCUGGCUCGCUUUGUCUCCCCAUGUCACGGUUGUUCUGUUUGGUCGAGACCCAUUUCUUGUUUCCCUUGCAGCGACCCUUGGUUCCCGGGCUUCUGUUGAACCCAAUAUUGAUUUCACGUUCCUUGGUACCCCUUUCUUCCAUUCCAUGCUAUCAAGAUCAAUGGUAUCCACUUCAAACAUUUCUGUUCUGAUUGAUCCGGAGAUUGUUCUCCUGCCUGAUUUCAUCUCCACCCUGAACUAUGCUUACAAGCUAGAUCAUGAUUGGCUCCUUGUUGCUGCAUCACCAAAUGUUUCCCAUUUCAUGUUUCAACUGGAAGAAGCUGGACGCCACUGGCUAAAAGAUGGUGAAAGGAUAAAACUCCAGAAGUUGCAGGAGUUUCUAGCCGAAAAACGGGAGUGGAGUUGUGGUGGGAGGAUGCUCAUGGCAUGGAACGCUGGAGAGCAGCCUCUUCAUGCCGGAGUACUUCCUCCUUUCUUAUAUGGGAAGGGACUUCACUAUCAGUGGGUGAUAAAUGAGGCAUUGUCAUCAGAUUUUAGAUUUGUAUUUGAUGCCAGUGAGGCCAUCUCAAGUUUCUACCCAGCUGAUCUGGAAAAUUGGCCUAACAAGUUUCCCAGAGGUUUCAAUGUUGCUGAUAUCCAAGAUAGAAGUUGGGAAAUCAGUGUAAAUUCCUAUCUUGGGAGACGAUAUGGAUCAUUGUACUUCCAUGGAGCUAAUAUUUCCAAAAAUCUGGUAAAAGUUGUAAAAUGUGAUAGACAUUAUAUUUACUUUGACACCGUAGAAAAUGCUGUAUAUUCUUUUGGCGAGCACAGCUCAUUAAGUGUACUGAAGGGAAGGAUCUCAAGAUCUAGGAGAGAGAAGAAAUGUAUAGAGUCAUUAAAGUGUGUGGAUUGUAGCAAGCCACCGCACAGAAUUACGGAUUGCUCUUUCAUGGAGCUAUUUAAAUUAUCAACACCUCUGUUUCUUCCCUUCUCGUUAGAAUCACUGCUUUCCAUAAUUGCAGAUAAGGAUAAGACAGUUGUGCUUGCAGUUGCUGGAAAUAGCUACCGGGACAUGCUCAUGAGCUGGGUUUGCCGCUUACGCCAGCUACUGAUCACAAAUUUUGUGGUCUGUGCUCUUGAUCAAGAAACCUAUCAGUUCUCCAUAUUGCAGGGGUUGCCUGUUUUCAAUGAUCCUCUGGCUCCAAUUAACAUCAGCUUCAAUGAUUGCCACUUUGGCACAAAAUGCUUUCAGAGGGUGUCUAAGGCGAAAUCUAGAUUGGUUUUGCAAAUACUUAAGUUGGGUUACAGUGUGCUGUUGAGCGAUGUUGAUGUCUAUUGGUUUAAAAAUCCAUUGCCAUUUGUUCGCUCUUUCGGUCCUGCUGUUUUAGUGGCACAGUCUGAUGAAUUCAAUGAAACAGGACCUAUAAACCUUCCUCGUCGCUUGAACUCUGGAUUCUACUUUGCUCAUUCUGACAGCAUGACCAUUGCUGCAAUGGAGAAGGUGGUGAAGCAUGCAUCAACUUCAGUCUUAUCUGAGCAACCGAGUUUCUAUGAUGUAUUAUGCGGGGAAGGCGGGUCCAAUCGUAUAGGUGAUGACAGAUGCCUUGAACCUGAAACUAAUUUGACCGUUCAUUUCCUAGACAGAAAUUUCUUUCCCAAUGGGGCUUACCAUGGUCUUUGGCGGAAGAAAAAUGUGAAGGCAUCCUGCAUGAAGAAAGGGUGUGUUACUCUACAUAACAAUUGGAUCAGUGGGAGAAUUAAGAAACUUGAACGGCAGGUACAGUCAGGUCUAUGGGAGUAUGAUAGCAGCACAAGGAUGUGCCUUCAUGGCUGGGAUAGGAGCCAGACAAAGAGUCGACGUAGGAAAAAGCCGAAAGGAUCCCUCUGAACCUUGGCAGUGCUCUCUAUUUCAUGGCUAAUAUUGAGUUUUACUUGGCAGGGAAAAGUACGAAAUAAGUCCAGGCAACCCUUGCUUGGGAAAAAUUAUGAAGAUAGAGGCAGCUAGCAAUGAAGAAGAAAAUGGUAAAUAGCUUGAAUAAUGCCCAACCUAUCAACAAUUUGAAAUACUUCAAAAACAUUGAAUCCUCCUGCACCAGUGAUGAUAAUAGGAUGAAUACACAUAGAUCAAGCAUCUUUUGAUUGCAAGUGAUGCUGUAGUCGUAGACACUGUUCAUUUCAUAAGCCUGUCCCAGUACAACCAGAGAGAAUUGAGAAGGGAGAAAGAAUUCAAUAUGAAUGAACUCUGAGCUUUCAAUAGAAUGAUUCGAGUGCAAGAAUUAAAAUGCAACAGUUGCAGUUGUAUUGCAAGGGUACCUCAGAUUUGGGUUGGCAUGGAGAGGUUUUUAAAGUCUCCUGAGUUCCUUCUUCUGCCAGUUCUGAAAGUUUAUGUAGUCUUGUACAGAAACCCUUAAUGUAAAUGCCCGGUUAAGUUGUGCAGGCUAUGGACCUUUAACCUGCUCAGCUAAUUUAUAUUUUCCAACCCAAAAAAAAAAAACUGUAUUUUCAUUUUGAAGUAGGGAAUUCCUUGCUAUUUGUACAAGUAUUGAGAGCUUAGUUUUUAUACAUUUGAAAAUAAAUGUUAAGCGAAUAGCUAUGUUCCCAAAAA